AGGCGGACAAUUCAACAUAAUGGAGCCAAAAGCUUCUAUAACUGAGAUGUCCACACAAAGAAAGAACAAUCCUCAAUAGCCGAGACGAUCCUGAUGGGCUACCACGUGGUGGCUAUUCCGUAUCCGGGACGCGGCCAUAUCAACCCUCUUUUGAACCUCUUCAACUCCCUUGUCUCCGACGACGGCAUCCUCGUCACUUUCGUCGUCACGGAGGAGUGGCUCCGCCUCCUCGCUGCUGAGCCCCGGCCCCGUUGCGUCCGCUUUGCCUCUAUCCCCAAUGUAUUGCCCUCCGAGACCCUCCGAGCGGCCGAUUUCCCCGGCUUUAUCGAAGCCGUCAAUACGAAGAUGGUGGCUCCGGUGGAUCAGAUACUCGACGGCCUCGAGUCUCCGCCGAAUCUAAUAAUCGCCGACGGUUGCCUUACUUGGGCGGUGAAGAUGGGCAAUCGCAGGGAUAUUCCGGUGGCUUUGCUUUGGCCGAUGUCGGCGACUAUGCUCACUGCCAUGUUUCACUUCCAUCUUCUCGAGCACAACGGCCAUUUCCCCGUCGACCUCUCCGAGAGAGGGAUAGAACGAGUGGAGUAUCUCCCCGGACUUUCUUCAACCUCGCUGUCCGAGAUUCUUGGAGGUUUCGGCGGAAACUAUAGUUAUACUUUGUCCACGUUUCGAGAAGCCAUCUCUUUCACACCUAAAGCCAACUACCUCUUGCUCUCUACCCUCCACGAGCUCGAGAACCUUGCCAUUGAAUCCCUCAAGUCGGAGUUCUCAAUCCUUGUUCACCCCGUCGGGCUUCUCCUACCACCUCUUAGUCCUGCACCUGAUAAUCUCAAACCCGAGUACACCAGAUGGCUCGAUCAGCGACAAGAAAACUCGGUUUUGUAUGUGUCUUUGGGCAGUUUCCUUUAUGUUUCAGAGGAACAAAUGGGGGAGAUAGUGGCCGGUUUGGUGGGGAGUGGAGUGAGUUUCAUGUUGGUGGCCCGGUCUAAGGCAAAACGGCUGAGAGAAGCUUGUGGUGAAGGGUUGGUUGUGGAGUGGUGCGACCAGCUGGGGGUACUCUCCCAUGCUUCCGUUGGUGGUUUCUUGAGCCACUGCGGGUGGAAUUCUGUCAAAGAAGGUAUAUUAUGUGGGGUCCCGUUCUUGACGUUUCCCAUAGCGGCGGACCAGUUCCUGAACGGGAAAAUGAUUGUGGAGGAGUGGAAGAUGGGAUGGAGACUGAGGAAGGAGACAAGCAGGGACUGCGUGGUUAUGCGAGAUGAGAUUGCAGCGAUUGCGAGAGGGUUCAUGAAUGGAGAAGACGGACGUGUUAAGGAUAUGAGAAACAGAGGCAGAGAGCUCAGCCUAGUUCUCCGCAACCGCAUUGUCCAAUCCCCCCAAAGUAACAUCAUCAAAGCCUUCCUCCAGAGAGUAGACCUGACUUGAGAAGAAAACAAAAUAUGUAACAUGUGUUUCUUGAUGGAGAUUUGGACAUUUACCGUGGUCUGGUCCAUUGUUUCUCUGGAUCUCGUUGAUGAGUCUUGCGUAACAUUACCAUGUAAUCUUUUUACGUCGUAUUGUGGAUUCGGAUUCCAAAAAACUAUAGUGUCAAUCAUUGGCCCAACAAAGAAUGCGGAGUCUGUAUA
Tarenaya hassleriana is the source of this 1616-nucleotide messenger RNA. Its product is annotated as UDP-glycosyltransferase 87A1-like. Bases 94 to 1416 code for a protein of 440 amino acids. Gene Ontology annotation, molecular function: UDP-glycosyltransferase activity. The record is from RefSeq and is a predicted model, not a curated record. The transcript has 3 exons. NCBI's taxonomy places the organism in Eukaryota, Viridiplantae, Streptophyta, Magnoliopsida, Brassicales, Cleomaceae.